AGACGGACAUCGUCCAGGACAGGCUUUCUGCAACCUCCUCUUGACACGGCCAACAACCUUGGCCUGAUGAACUGCCAGAGUCCCUGUAGCGUUUGUCUUUCUUUCGGCUCCUCGUUCCAUGCUUCGAAGCCUUACCGCAACUGCAUGCGACUCGUACAGGAGCGUCUCGGUAGGCAACCCAGACAUGACCCCUCUCUCUUACAGGUUGCGAGUUGCGAAUUGCACACCAACGCAACGUAACCCGCCUUACCUGAAUAUGGCAGAUUCACUACGACGGGCGAGAGCGAGCACCAAUGAACAGCUGGUCGACCUGUCAUGUCAGGCCAGUGCCACAUACGACUACCUCGAUACCCCUACACAGGCCUCUCCGCCGUGUUGGAUCUCUUGGUGCGGUGCAGCCACCCCGAAAGACAUUGUUGCAUCGCGGUUGGUGUGAGAGGAACGACGGCUCGACGCUACUGGUCCGAUUCCGUGUCUAGCUGGGCGGGUGACGACGCCGUUGUUACCUUCAUCCACGCUGCUGGACCCGAGCUCAUUCGUCAACUCACCUCCCGUGCUUAUUCGGUCCAUCUUAAGACAUGCCUCCCGUCUUUCCCCUCCGACACACGCCGAGUCUUUUCACAAACACAGCAGUGGAGCAAAGCUCUGUCGAUCUGCUGCUGUUCGCCUCCCCUUGCUCCAGCAUAUCCCUCCCACCAGGCAUGGGGAACGCUAUUGCACCCAGCCAGCAUCUAUGCGGGGGAUAUCCGCUCGACACCGACAGAGUGCCCAAUCGACAUUGCCAAUGAGCAUCACACCCAUUCGCUCCUUUGCUGCACCUUCGUCGCAUCCAUGUCCGAUCGAAACCACUCCAUCAUGGCCCAUCCUGAACGCUCACUCCCAAACCCUCACCUCCUCAACAACUCCGCAGCAAUAACAGGUAUCAUCCAUGGGCCGGCCCCAAGAGCCCCUCGUCACUUUUCGACGAAAAGCUCCCGAACGGAAACAAUUUCGGGGGACAUUGCAUUGUUUACGGGAGGCUAGUGCGGCCGAAGGGAAAGGCAGACGUUCAACGCCAAUGCCGCUUAGCUACUGUGUCUUAAGCUAUCUUCGUUGUGCCUCGCUCGUGGCGUGCCUUGGCUUACUUGGCUUAAUCCAUCGGACAUCUUUGGCCAACAGGCACUACAUUAGGUAGGGUAUCGCAGCCAACCGAUUCGCGGAGGCCACCUC
This is a messenger RNA of Colletotrichum acutatum, 1209 nucleotides long. RefSeq lists its product as uncharacterized. The coding region runs from base 316 to 1023 and encodes 235 amino acids. NCBI's taxonomy places the organism in Eukaryota, Fungi, Ascomycota, Sordariomycetes, Glomerellales, Glomerellaceae. The record is from RefSeq and is a predicted model, not a curated record. The transcript has a single exon.